GGCGCCGCCGCUCCCUUCUCCUCAGCGCGGCGGCGCGCCAUGAGCGUUGGCGGGGGGCGGGUGUGCGACCUGUCCCGCAGGAACCCCCAGGAGGACUUCGAGCUCAUCCAGCGCAUCGGCAGCGGCACCUACGGCGACGUCUAUAAGGCGCGGAAUGUUAACACAAGUGAACUGGCAGCGAUUAAAGUAAUAAAAUUAGAACCAGGAGAAGAUUUUGCUGUUGUACAGCAAGAAAUCAUUAUGAUGAAAGAUUGUAAGCAUCAAAACAUUGUUGCUUAUUUUGGCAGCUAUCUCAGGCGUGACAAGCUGUGGAUUUGCAUGGAGUUCUGUGGAGGCGGUUCAUUACAGGACAUUUACCAUGUGACUGGCCCUCUUUCAGAACAGCAGAUUGCCUAUGUUAGCAGAGAAACACUACAGGGAUUAUAUUAUCUUCAUAGUAAAGGAAAAAUGCACAGAGACAUAAAGGGAGCAAAUAUUCUUUUAACUGAUAAUGGCCAUGUGAAAUUAGCUGAUUUUGGAGUAGCAGCACAAAUAACAGCUACAAUUGCCAAAAGGAAAUCUUUCAUUGGAACUCCAUAUUGGAUGGCCCCUGAAGUUGCUGCAGUUGAAAGGAAAGGUGGAUAUAAUCAACUUUGUGAUCUCUGGGCUGUUGGAAUAACUGCUAUAGAACUUGCAGAACUUCAGCCUCCUAUGUUUGACUUGCAUCCAAUGAGAGCACUCUUCUUAAUGACGAAAAGCAACUUUCAGCCUCCCAAACUAAAGGACAAAAUGAAAUGGUCAAAUAGUUUCCAUCAUUUUGUGAAAAUGGCACUUACAAAGAAUCCUAAAAAAAGACCUACAGCUGAAAAAUUACUACAGCAUCCUUUUAUUACACAGCCUUUAAGUCGAACCCUUGCUAUUGAACUGUUGGAUAAAAUGAGUAAUCCUGAUCAUUCCACUUACCAUGAUUUUGAUGAUGAAGAUCCAGAGCCUCUUCUUGUGCCACACAGGAUUCAUUCAACAAGUAGGAAUGUGAGAGAAGAAAAAACACGCUCUGAAAUAAAUUUUGGCCAAGUAAAAUUUGAUCCACCUUUAGUAAAGGAGACAGAACCUCAUCAUGAGUUUCACGCCAGUAACGAUUUUUUGGACAGUUCAGAAGAAAUAUACUACACUGCAAGAUCUAAUCUGGAUUUGCAACUAGAAUAUGGUCAAAGUCCCCAAGGCAGUUACUUCUUGGGUGCAAAUAAGAGUCUUCUAAAAUCAGUUGAAGAAGAACUGCAUCAGCGGGGACAUGUGGCACAUCUAGAAGAUGAGGAAGAUGUGGACAGUGAUGAUGCUAAACAGGCAAUAUUGGAGUUUGGAAAAAGACAGUCAAGGAGGCAAAAUGUGAUUCCCCAGCAAUAUGCAGGGAGUAAUGUCAAUACCUUAAACCAAAGCUCUGGCUCAACUAUGAAGGCUAAAGUACCUCCUCCUUUACCACCAAAGCCUAAAUCCAUCUGCAUACCGCAGGAGACACAUUCUUCUGAAGAUGAUAAUCAAGGAACUAUCAAAAGAUGCCCUGUUUCAGAGAGUCCUGCAAGAUCAAACACACAGGUCCCACCUAGACCACCCCCUCCUCGGUUACCUCCACAGAAGUCAAAUGUUUUAGGUAAUGGAUUCAGUUCUGUACAACUAAAUGGUGACAGAGAGGGAUCCACCCAUCAGGAAUCAAAUGAGAAUAGACACACUAAUAUUUCUAGGAAAGAAAAGAAGGAAAUGCUGAAGCCGAUUAGUAAUGGUUUGCCUCCUACACCAAAAGUACAUAUGGGUGCUUGCUUUUCAAAGGUUUUCAAUGGAUGUCCCUUGAAAAUUCAUUGUGCGACUUCAUGGAUAAAUCCUGAUACAAGAGACCAGUACUUGAUAUUUGGUGCAGAGGAAGGUAUUUACACCUUAAACCUUAAUGAACUUCAUGAAACUUCAAUGGAACAGUUAUUUCCCCGACGAUGCACAUGGCUGUAUGUAAUGAAUAAUUGCUUACUUUCGAUAUCUGGUAAAGCUUCUCAGCUUUAUUCCCAUAAUUUGCCAGGGCUGUUUGAUUAUGCAAGGCAAAUGCAAAAGUUACCUGUUGCUAUACCAGCACACAAACUUCCUGACCGAAUACUUCCCAGGAAGUUUGCUGUUUCUACAAAAAUCCCUGACACUAAAUGGUGUCAGAAGUGUUGUGUGGUGAGAAAUCCUUAUACAGGGCACAAAUAUCUUUGUGGGGCUCUACAGUCUAGCAUUGUUCUGUUAGAGUGGGUUGAACCAAUGCAGAAAUUCAUGCUAAUCAAGCAUAUAGACUUUCCUGUACCUUGUCCAUUAAGGCUGUUUGAAAUGCUGGUAGUUCCUGAACAGGAAUUCCCUUUAGUUUGUGUUGGUGUAACAAGAGGCAGAGAUUUCAACCAGGUGGUGAAGUUUGAGACUGUCAACCCAAAUUCUACCUCUUCAUGGUUUACAGAAACAGACACUACACAGUCAAAUGUUGUACAUGUAACGCAACUGGAGAGAGAUACCAUUUUAGUCUGUUUGGAUUGCUGUAUAAAAAUAGUAAAUUUGCAAGGCCGGUUAAAAUCUAGCCGAAAACUGUCUUCAGAACUUACAUUUGAUUUCCAGAUUGAAUCUAUAGUUUGUCUACAAGAUAGUGUUUUGGCGUUCUGGAAGCAUGGAAUGCAAGGCAGGAGUUUUCGAUCAAAUGAGAUCACACAGGAAAUUUCUGACAGUACAAGAAUAUUCAGACUCCUUGGAUCUGACAGAGUUGUGGUACUGGAGAGUAGGCCAACGGAUAACCCUACAGCCAACAGCAACUUGUACAUCUUAGCAGGUCAUGAAAAUAGUUACUGAGAAGCAGCGUGCACAGUGGUUAAUCAUGAAAAGAGAACACUACUGCUUCAACACUUAAGGCUGAAAUUGCACAAGAGCUGUAAUAGCCCAUCUUCAGUUAGCUUGUAAUUUAUUGUGGUGAGUGAGAGAGUGAGUGAGAGAGCGAGAAGACUUUCCUUGACUGGUUUGGACAUGAUUAGCACAUUUAUACCACAAAAGUGCUUGAUUCACCAUUAUGUAAUCUUUGUACAUAUAUGCAGUAUUUUUCAGUGAAAUGCAUUGCUGAAGGACUCCAUUGAUUUUAUGUAGAUAGUGGUCAAAUGUGUUACCUGUACAGUUGUAAAAAGGUUGCCAAGAACAUAAAUUGCAUUUGGGGUACUAUUUUAAGGACUC
Molecule: messenger RNA, 3210 nt
Organism: Euleptes europaea (tarantolino)
Lineage: Eukaryota; Metazoa; Chordata; Lepidosauria; Squamata; Sphaerodactylidae
Gene: MAP4K3
Product: mitogen-activated protein kinase kinase kinase kinase 3
Exons: 35
Coding region: 40-2838 (932 amino acids)
Biological process (GO): protein phosphorylation
Molecular function (GO): MAP kinase kinase kinase kinase activity; ATP binding
Source: RefSeq, a predicted model, not a curated record